Messenger RNA from Filobasidium floriforme, 1253 nucleotides. RefSeq lists its product as uncharacterized. The transcript is spliced from 2 exons. NCBI's taxonomy places the organism in Eukaryota, Fungi, Basidiomycota, Tremellomycetes, Filobasidiales, Filobasidiaceae. The record is from RefSeq and is a predicted model, not a curated record. The coding region runs from base 264 to 1205 and encodes 313 amino acids.
AUUUGGAAAGAUCGAUCAACACAUUCUCUGUUUGUUUUGCUGUCGCUCUCUCAUCAGAUCGGAAUACGCAAAACGCGUCCUCUCUCAUGGAUCAUGGACCUCCAAGUCUCCGUCGACUUGUUCAUCAUGUCUGCAAUCUACAAGUCCCUCUCUUCACCUCGUCCGUCUUACUACGCCGGCCCCUCUCAAUCCGUCAUCCUUCACCUAUAUCCACGUCAAUACCAAUAACAACAAUCUCCCCGCAAAGCCGCUAGUCGCUAGCCAUGUCGUCGACUCACGAGGACGGAGCGUUAGGACACCUGGACGAAGCAGACCGACACAGGGUCCAGAAGGUGAUUGCCCAUUACGCUGAGCACAAAAAGGGUCGCAUCUACAUGGAGAGCGCGUACGACCUACUGUUAUCGCCGCCUGCCCCGCUGGUUGUCUUGAUCAACGAAGCCCGCUGCGAUCGCUGCAAAGAUACCUCGGAAGAAGCUUGUAUUCUGUACAAGACUUCCCAAGUCCCCUUGGUAUAUGCCAAGUGUGUUCGUUGCGUGACCGCCAAAGGCCCCUGCUCGCUCGUCCCGGCCAAACAAUCCUGCUCUGCUCGCAAACGAGCUUUCCCUGAUGUCAAACCUUCUUCAGACGUCAAACCGUCCUCUGCUGGAGCCUCAGCAGGCACAGACAUCGCCGCACUGCUUGCUCAAGCUCGCGAGCAUCAUUCGAUCUCGCUUGAGGAGGAGGAGACGCUUGGCAAUGUUGUCAAAGACGUCAAGGAUAAGGAGGAACAGCUCAACCAGAAGUUGUGUGAUUCGAGGACAGCCGUCGAAAAUGGUCAGCGGGAUGUGGAGCAGGGGGCCGAGGAUCUAAACCUGGCGGAAGCCGCUAUUGCAGCGGCUAAUGCUCGUUGGCGGCAAGUCAUCCUCGAUAACAACGCCAAAGAUCUAGCCCUAAAGGUGGAACAGGAGAAAUUGGAAUCCCUGGAAAAUCAACUUGUCCGGGAAAGAGAGGUUGCCAUCGAGGCAGCAAGGAGCCUAGAAGAUGUAGUCAAGGACAGGGUGGCGUACGAGACCACUAUUGACAAGCUGGAGAAGAUGCAGGACAAGAUCGAGAAGGCGCAGCAGGAGAUCGAGAAGGAGCACGGGGGUCUGAAGGAGGUGCAGGAGGAGGUUGAGAGGUUGAGCAAGCGGGCCCGUUUGAACGUUCCCAAGUCUGAUGAUGUAUAAGUAGCUAGCUUUUGUAACGUCUGAUCCCUACGAUAUUCAGAACCAGCG